This is a messenger RNA of [Torrubiella] hemipterigena, 405 nucleotides long. Lineage: Eukaryota; Fungi; Ascomycota; Sordariomycetes; Hypocreales; Clavicipitaceae. The record is from the annotation of a GenBank genome assembly.
AUGUCAAGAUUAGAAGCGCCAUCAUCCCCUACUGGGCUGUCGCCCACGAGGUCGGGCAAACGGCAUCAGAUUAAGCGCUCAUUGUCGGAGCUAGCUUCACCUACGAGAGGUAGUCGAGCUCAGUCUCGACGAGAGCCUCCGCAAGACGACAGGCACUUGCAUCUCGUGCACUCGACGCCAAUAACUCGACGAUCUCUCGAUACUCCCCGGUUUGACGGCUCUAACAUGGCACAGAGCCCGGAGGACAGCCGCCGCCCAAGCAUAUUUGUUGCAAGGGAUGAGGCCGCAGAGCGAGCUGCAUCCCGCGAAGCUCGUCAAAAGAGUCUCCGCAUCGAAGAAGCAAGGGUUAUUGAGAGCUCAGAGUUUGUCCUUCCAAUGAUAAAUCAACGAGACUUAGAUUUCUAA